AAAAUCUGCCAGGAAGAUUUUCACCAGUUAAAAGACUAAUGUUACAAAAAAUUAAAACAGACAUAUCUUGUUUUUUGGUGUGGCGAAUAAUUGUAGAAAGGGCGUUGUUAAUCUAUGGAACUUUAAUCCUUUGAAAAAAAAAAAAACCUUAUCUGAUCUUAGCUUCAUCCUCAUCCUCAUAGUUGUGUGAAGGAGGAGGGCCAUGGAAGAAGCACCAUGGGAGCAGAGGCUCCAAGCCUUAACCCACAUCCUUACGAGCCCCACAACCACCCCAUCCCUCCACUCUCAAUUCUUCAUCGCCACCCAAAUCCCCUGCUACAUCAACUGGGACUACCCUCCCUUUCUCUGCUCCAACCCCAACUUUCUCACAACAUGGCUCCGCUCAUUCUUCCUCAAAAGGCUCUUCGGAACCGCACCUCCUCACACCUCUUGGCGAUCCAAGUGUCCCUUCCAUCAACCCCAACCCUUGAUUCUCGCGCAGGGACUCGACCACCCUAACUGGGAACGCCAACAGAGAAGAGCUUAUGUUAGGGAGAGAAUGGCUCGGAAACUUCGCAAAAAUGUUAACCCCGUUUUACACAUUGUAAUGCCAAAUCUUGUGUUCUUGUCGCUUAUGAUUUGGAACCCCUUUCGAUCUCUAGAUUGAUUCACAUCACUUUCAUUCUCUAAUUUCGGACUAUUUCUUUUUUUUUUCUCUUUCUUACACAAUGAUGGUUACUAGAAAUGAACGAAUGCUUUCUUUGAAGGAUGCGCUUUCAGCAAA
Messenger RNA from Vigna unguiculata (cowpea), 763 nucleotides. RefSeq lists its product as uncharacterized. Lineage: Eukaryota; Viridiplantae; Streptophyta; Magnoliopsida; Fabales; Fabaceae. The record is from RefSeq and is a predicted model, not a curated record.